Molecule: messenger RNA, 1878 nt
Organism: Hansenula anomala
Lineage: Eukaryota; Fungi; Ascomycota; Saccharomycetes; Phaffomycetales; Wickerhamomycetaceae
Exons: 1
Coding region: 1-1878 (625 amino acids)
Molecular function (GO): protein binding
Source: RefSeq, a predicted model, not a curated record
AUGACUGACUUUACAAGAACGCUAGACUUCACUGACUUGCCAGAUGUGCUGAUAGAGAAAGUUGUACAAGAGCUGGACUCAAAUGAUAUCAUCAAGUUGCUCUCCAAUUCCAAAAAGGUACAAGAUGAAUUCAAGGGGAAUUAUCAUAUCGUUCAUGAUAAUGCAGAUGAUUCAAUAUACAACAACCUUCCAAAAGAUUUACACACAAAUGUUAUGGAUAAAGUUGCAAUUGAAAAAUUGCUCAAUUUCAAAGGUACAUUACUAUUAGAAGUUCACCAAAUGGAACAAUCUUGGCUUGAAUUCUUUGAUUUGAUCAAUGGUCUAUCCGAACAAACAACUUGCCGUAUCACAAUUUAUGGAGUUGAAACAAUACCUUAUGAAUUACAAGAGCAUUUCCAUAGAGUUGUUAAUCUUUCCGCACUGGAUAAGGGCUUUAUAAAAUCAAUCCAUUUACCAGAUAUCACCAUUUUACAUUUCUUAAUUUUACAUUGGGAUCCAUCUAUUUUCAAGGCUCCAAAAUUGAAUAGAUUGAUAUUGGGUGAUUGUAAACUUGUUGAUCCAGGUUUUAAAAUCAAUUUCCCACAAUUGGAAGAAUUACAUUUGGAAGAAGCUAUAGGUAAAGGUUUAGAAAUUUUUGAAAUACCAAAGACUUUAAGUUUAAGAGACGCUUCAGAUAUAGUAAAGAUUGAAAACCUGAAAUCUCAAGACUUGAAAUUUUUAAGAAUUGAAGCAUGUCCCAAUUUAAACAUUUUACAAAACUGUGAAUUUCCAAAUUUAAACCAUUUUGAAAUUUAUGAUACUCCAUUAGAUUAUGUGACUGAUUUGAAAGCACCAAAUUUGAUUAAUAUUGUUUUGGAAUCCAGCUCAGCAAUUUUAGCUUGGAAUAAGAUUGAUGCUGUAAAUUUAAAAGAGUUAACCAUUUCUUGUGGUGCCCUAGAACAGUUUCAAAAUUUUAAUACUCCAAAUAUUGAAUUUGCUGAAUUGAAUCUUUCAGGUCAACCAAUUCUUGAAAGUUAUAAAGAUUAUGAAAGUCCAUGUAAUGCCUUGGAAAAUGUCCGAAUCAUGAUAUUAACGUCAUGUAUACAAAUAUUGGAAGGUUUGAAUUUGACAAAACUAGACCAAUUAUCACUACAGGAUGAAUUUUAUCAUAGACUCACCACCAAGACAAAAUUCCCAGUUUUACAAUCACUGAAUCUUUGUCAUAAUGAUUUAAUCCAACAAGUCCCAAGUUUUGAAGCACCACAAUUAGAAAUGAUUACCGUUAUUGGUUCUUUCAACUUCAUUAGCAUAAACAACAUCCCAGAAGCUUAUCCAUCUUUAAAACACCUCAAGAUUGAUAAUUGUGCACUAUCCACAAUCACGGGCAUUGAUUUCCCAAAUUUGGAAACAUUGGAUAUUCAAUCAGAUGUACCAAACUUCACAUUAACAAAUUGUCAUUUUGCCAAUCUCAAACAAUUAACAAUAAGUCCAAAGGCAAAUACUGGUAUUUCCUUAGCUUAUUAUGAUCAUUUAAUGAAGAGUGUUUUCCAAUUCACUGCUCCUAAAUUAGCACAUUUGAUGCUUUUAGAUAUGUUUAUCAAGACACCUUUCAGUACUGUUGGAUUCCCAAUUUUAAAAGAAUUGACAAUUUUCCAUGUUGAACAAUUAGAAUUAGUUGAUUCUGAAAUUUUAGAAGUUUUGGAUCUUUCCAAAAAUGAAGGGUUGGAAAAAUUGGAUAUGGGUAUCUUGCCUAAUUUGAUUGAAUUUUAUCCACCAAGAAGUAUUGAUUCAUUUACUAAAAAUGCCUUAGGAUUGGAGAAAAAUGGGAUGGAAAAGGGUGUUGAGUCUAGUAUUGUGGAUACCACUUCUGAACUUCUUGAGCAACUAAUGUUGAGAUGA